AUGAGAGAGACUAGAUUAGAUAUUUCCCUCAUCAGCCAAUUCUCUUCUUUUGGUUCUCACUCAAAAAACAAGAUAAAGGCAAAAAGAUGGCGACGCUGCUCUGUCAUCAUCAUCAUCGUCAAUUGUGCUUCCUCCCUCCCCCCUCCUCUCCAGCCUCCAUCCCCUUCGCCCGCUCCCGAACCCAAAACCACCCCCAGCAAUCUCCCUCCCAAAACCCAGCAAACCCAUUCAAAGCCCAUCUCCCUCCGUUCCCGCCUCAGCCGCCUCUGCAAGGCCGGCGACCUCCACCUCGCCCGCCGCCUCCUCGACUCCCUCCCUCACCCGAUCCCAACCCUCUCUACAACACCUCCUCAUCGCCUACCUCUUCCACUCCCUCCCCUCCGAACCCUCACCCUCUACUCCCUCAUGAACCACUCCUCCGUCCCCUCCGACCACUACUCCUACUCCUCGGCCCUCACCGCCGCCGCCAGCGCCGCCCUCCUCCUCGUCGGCCGGUCCAUCCACUGCCACGUCAUCCGCCACUCCCCGGCCCCGCCCAGGAACCCGGUCCUCAGCAACUCAAUCCUCAGCAUGUACGCCUCCUCGGGGAGCUUCGACGUCGCCCGCAAGGUGUUCGAUACAAUGCCCAGGAGAAAUGCCGUGGCUUGGAACAUUAUGAUCGCGUCUUUUGUGCGAAGAAAUCAGCCGGAUAAGGCUUUGGAGUUGUUUAGACGGAUGGUUAAGGCCGGGACAAGGCCGACGACUGUUAGUUUCGUUAAUGUGUUUCCGGCGAUAGCCCUUUUGAAGGACGAGGGACUUGCCCGUUUGGUUUAUGGUAUGCUUGUUAAGUGUGGAGAGGAGUACGUGGAUGACGUGUUUGUGGUGAGCUCGGCGAUUUCUAUGUAUGCGGAGUUGUUUGAUGUUGAGAGCGCGAGGCGGGUUUUUGAUGCUGCAAAGAGGAGGAACGUUGAGGUUUGGAAUACGAUGAUUGGUGGGUAUGUGCAGGGCGAGGAGUUUGAGGAGGCGGUAAGGCUUUUUGUGGAGGUUUUGAGGUCGGAUGAGGUUAAGCCGGAUAGUGUUACUUUUGUGAAUUCUUUGAUGGCGGUUUCUUUGAUGAUGGAUGUUGGACUGGGGCAACAGAUUCAUGGCUAUUUGAUGAAGAAGAGUUCAAAUUCAUUGCCUUUUAUUCUGUAUAAUGCGCUUAUUGUUAUGUAUUCGAGGUGUGGGUGUGUUCAGCUUGCUUUCGAUCUUUUUCAGCAGAUGCCCGAGAGAGAUAUCGUCACUUGGAACACCAUGAUAUCUUCUUUUGUUCAAAAAGAUUUGAACUUGGAAGGUCUAUUGUUGGUUUAUGAGAUGCAAAAGCAAGGAUUUUUGGUUGAUCCUGUGACGAUUACGGCCUUGCUUUCAGCUGCAUCGAAUCUGGGCAACCUUAGGAUUGGAAAAGAAACACAUGGGUAUCUCAUUAGGAAUGAUAUUGAGUGUGAAGGGAUGGAGAGCUAUCUCAUUGACAUGUACUCAAAAUCUAGUUGUGUAGAGAUAGCAAGAUUGCUGUUUGAUGUCAACAAAGCCGAGGAGCGAGAUCAGGUCACAUGGAAUGCAAUGAUUGCAGGGUACAUGCAAAACGAACAGCCUGAAGAGGCUGUAAAUCUAUUUCGAAAGAUGAUAAGCGAAGAAAACCAAAUACCCAAUACAGUGACGCUAUCGUCGAUCCUCCCUUCUUGUGAUCCAAUUGGAGGAGUCCAAAUGGGGAAAGAAAUCCAUGCUUUCUCCAUUCGUCGAUUCCUAGAUAAGAAUGUUUUUGUAGGCACAGCGCUGGUUGAUAUGUACUCAAGAUGUGGGGAGAUUCUCUCUGCUGAAAGAGUAUUUGAAGGAAUGGAAGAAAAGAAUACAGUCACUUAUACUACUAUGUUAUCUGGCUAUGGUCAGCAUGGUCUCGGUGAAAGAGCUCUGUCCAUUUUCCAAUCAAUGAAAGAAUCAGGCAUAAAGCCCGAUGCUGUCACCUUUGUUGCUUUGCUCUCAGCUUGCAGUUACUCUGGAUUGGUCGACGAGGGUCUUAUGGUGUAUGAAUCAAUGAAUGAGUAUGGCAUAGUGACUACACAAGAACACUCCUGUUGUAUUGUGGAUAUGUUGGGGAGAGCUGGGAGAGUUGAGGAUGCUUAUGAAUUUGUUCAGAAUCUCAAAGAUGACAAUAACAACAUUGGAAUUUGGGGAUCACUACUUUCUGCUUGUCGAGUUAAUCAGAAAUUUGAGUUGGCAAAAUUGGUUUCAGAUCGAUUGUUUGAGUUAGAGACGAGGAGUGAUUUGGCGGGAUAUCAUGUUCUUCUUUCAAAUGUUUAUGCUGCUGAGGGGAAAUGGGAGAAUGUUAAUUGGGUAAGAAAGGAAAUGAGAGAGAAGGGAUUGAGAAAGGAACCUGGUUUAAGUUGGAUUGAUGUUGGUGAUGCAUCCCAUAAGUUUAUGGCCAGAGAUCAGAAGCAUCCGGAAAAUGAUCAGAUAUAUGCAAUGCUAGAGGAGUUGUGUGCAGAGAUGAGGUUAUCUGAUUCCAAGCAUGCUGAUACUUCUCUUAUUCAGGGUGUAUCUCAGGUUGAAUAGUGAAUGACUUUCAGAAAACUUCAUAAGAAAUUAUGAAAGAUUUUGAGCUGGCUAGUUCUUUAUGGUGACUGAUUUUAAUUGAAGUUCAAAAGGAAUUGAGAACUGGAUCUUGAUCAAGAUGUGACAAAUCAAUGUUUUAAUAUGGAGGCUUGAGCAUGAACAAAAUUACUGCUCUGGACCUGAAAGAAAUUAUAACUGGAGUUCAAAAGAGGAUUUGGGAGGUGAACGAUAAAAGUUCUGAUUGGGCUAAUUUAAGGAGAUCCUCUUGAGACUCUCAAGGUUUGAUUAAGGAAAGGGGAGCAAUAAACUGAUUUAUGUGUAGAGAAGGUGCAAGUUUGUGAUUGUGCUGGUAUAGUUCUUGCUGAUUCGCUUUGGUAGAAUCUGAAUCUCAUUCUAUUAUUUGUCUAUAGUUGCAAGAUGUACUAUUUGGGAUCUUGGUUAGGGUUAAUUGCGCAUAGACCCUUCUAGUGUUGCAUUUGGAGCAUAUUCCCUCGUACUUUGAUUUUGGCAGAUAGACCCCUGGAUGAAAUCUCAAAUUCUUUUUCCCUCGAAUAGACUCAAUAAUUUCUCCCAGGGGAUAUCUUGACAUCUUGUUGAUGGCCGAUCCGGAUUAUGUCAGUUGAUGGAAAUACAAGACCAUACCAGUUCAAAUGAACUUAUUAAAAGAUUACACAUCUGAGUUCCUCUGUGGUGUGAUUACUUGUAACUUUCUUCAAGAUUUUCGUCUGAAGGAAGAACGAAAAAUUCGUCAUCAGAAGGAAGAACAUAUUCCCCGAUCUCAUCAUCUGAUGCCUAGCUAUAUAUACUCAUCGUGACGCGAGAAGUAACUGGCAGGAGUUAAGAAAGUAUUGCCAUCCAAGCUAUAGUCAACGAGAAAUAAUUAAUAUUCGAUCAAUGAGAAAGUAUUGUCGUUCAUGGAAGCGAUCGAUUGGACGCUUCUCUUCUUUUGUUUUAUUUUCUCUUGUGUUGUUUUCAUUCCGAAACAAAUACGAAAUUUUCCAUCUUUGUUACUUCA
This is a messenger RNA of Asparagus officinalis (garden asparagus), 3583 nucleotides long. Its product is annotated as pentatricopeptide repeat-containing protein At3g22150, chloroplastic-like. Gene Ontology annotation, molecular function: protein binding; RNA binding. NCBI's taxonomy places the organism in Eukaryota, Viridiplantae, Streptophyta, Magnoliopsida, Asparagales, Asparagaceae. Gene Ontology annotation, biological process: RNA modification. The record is from RefSeq and is a predicted model, not a curated record.